Spinacia oleracea (spinach) is the source of this 723-nucleotide messenger RNA. RefSeq lists its product as uncharacterized. The record is from RefSeq and is a predicted model, not a curated record. Lineage: Eukaryota; Viridiplantae; Streptophyta; Magnoliopsida; Caryophyllales; Amaranthaceae. The coding region runs from base 1 to 723 and encodes 240 amino acids. The transcript has 3 exons.
AUGGAGCACACUUUAAAGGGAGUGGCGAAAGAGGUCCUAGGGCAAUCUAAAAUAAUCAUGCCACCAAGUAAGGACACAUUUUGGUGGAACGAAGUUGUCCAACAAGCUAUAAGGAGCAAACGAGAAUGCUAUAAAGAGUUGGGAAAAUGUAGAAGUGAUGAGAACUACGAGAAGUACAAGGAGGCUAAAAGAGAAGCAAAGAAGGUCGUAAGAGAAGCUAGAGCAAAGGAAAUCAAGGAUAGAUGGAGGUUCUACUUUGAUAAAUUGUUCAACGGGGAUCAAGGGCGUGAUAUUGGGGAUACAAAUAUCCCUCGCGAUAUGGUUAACCUAGACUUUAUGCGAAGAAUUCAAAAGAGAGAAGUCGAAAUGACACUGACAAAGAUGGGACGUAAGAGGGCAGUGGGGCCCGAUGUAUACCUAUCGAAGUCUGGAGAUGCUUGGGAGAGAGAGAGAGCUUGUAUGGAUUGUGCCAACUAUCGAGGAAUCAAACUAAUGAGUCAUACUGUCAAACUUUGGGAGCGGAUUAUUGAGCAAAGAUUGAGGAGAAUUGUGAAAAUUUCGGAGAACCAGUUCGGAUUUAUGCCUGGGAGAUCGACUAUGGAGGCCAUUCAUCUUAUAAGGGAACUAAUGGAGAAUUAUCGGGAUAAGAAGAAGGAUUUACAUAUGGUUUUCAUUGAUUUGGAGAAGGCGUAUGAUAAGGUACCAGGGGAAAUUCUUUGGUGA